Molecule: messenger RNA, 711 nt
Organism: Ipomoea nil (Japanese morning glory)
Lineage: Eukaryota; Viridiplantae; Streptophyta; Magnoliopsida; Solanales; Convolvulaceae
Exons: 1
Coding region: 1-711 (236 amino acids)
Source: RefSeq, a predicted model, not a curated record
AUGGAUCAAUUACGCAGGCGGAUGCGCGAGUUGCAGCGCAAGAUCGAGGCGCGCGACGAGUCACCGGAUCCUCGAGAUGCUCUAGCCACACCUUUCACAGAGGGCAUAAUGGCCAAGCCCUUGCCUCGGGACUUUCGAUUCCCGGCCAUCAAACCCUACACAGGGGCGACGAACACUCGGGAUCAUCUCAACAAGUACAAGGCGGUCAUGAUGAUGACAGGUGUCAAUGACGCCAUCAUGUGUCGCGGUUUUUGCACAACUCUGGACGGUCAGGCCCAAGACUGGUUCGGGUCCUUGUCGGCGGAGUCCAUCCCCACUUUUACCGCCUUAGCCAAAAAGUUUAUGUCACACUUCGCGGGCAGCAUACAACGAAGGAAACAGUUCGCCGACCUGUGCUACCUGAAGCAGCACAGGUCGGAGACCUUGGCGGAGUACCUAAGCAAGUGGAAGAAGGAGGCCAUGGCGGUGACCAAUUUCGACGAAAGAUCUGGCAUUCCAUUCUUCACCAACAACCUCAGAUCCGGUCCUUUCCACAGCGACCUCGUCCGGAACGAGCCAAAGACGUACAAGGAAUUGAUGGACCGCGCCGCGCGGUAUAUGCCAAUGCCGAGGCGGCGGAAAAGAGGAAGAAGGAGGAGGAGGAAGGCUGGGGCCGGAGGACAAGGCACCUCAACCUCAAGAGGACCGCCGCCCGUCGCGAUCACGCCGUGA